AUGUCUCAAAAGUCGGGAAGAUCUUCUCCAUCUCCAAAAGAGGAUGACACUCAACUGCAGGUCCCUCCUACUCGAUCAUCCAGAUCUUCCACAUCUUCGCAGCCUGAUGUUGGACCUCAAACUCGCUCGGCUGGUCUUCCCACCAACAUCAAAUUAAAAGUCGCUACUCAAAUGAGUAGACUGCAAUUCAUGAAGGACAUCUUCUCCAAGCUGUCCAACGUCUCAACAUGGACUGUGCAAGACCUGUCCCACACUCAAGAACAACUGCAAGACCUUCACAAGAACUUCUCAAAGACUCAUUCGUAUUUUGAGUCAGCGUGGCCUGAGUCUUGUCUCGACCACGAAUACUUCGCAUCCUCAGUCUUCUUCGAGGAAUACUCUCUAUUCCAAUCAGCCAUCUCGAAAUUAAUCCAACUCAAUAUGUCACUCAAUCCUGUGGAUUCACAGCCAUCCACUUCUGCUCAAGCCCCUCAGCCUUCUGAAACUCGUCCUCGAUUGCCUGACAUCUCAAUUCCCACCUUCUCAGGCGACUUCUCAAAAUGGCCUGCAUUCCGAGACCUUUUUCAGUCUCUCGUGAUCAAUAGCACCUCAAUUUCUGACAUUGAAAGGUUACAUUACCUUCGGACAUGUCUCUCUCACGAACCUCUCGACACCAUCUCUAGUCUUCCCUUAAUGGAAGUCUCGUUCCCCAUAGCUUGGAAGAAGCUUAUGGACAAAUAUGAGAAUAAAAGGCUGCUCCUCUCUUCUCAAUACGCAAAACUUCUCUCCUUCUCAUUGGCGAAUCAGAAAAAUUCUACCGCCUCAUCUCUUCGUCAAUUUAUUGACAGCAUCGUCAAUCCUCUCCAAAGUUUGAAAGCUCUAGGUGAAGAUCUAGAGCAGAAUAACAAUCUUUUGGUGUUCCAUAUCAUCAAUCGUAUGGAUCACGCCUCUCGAACUCAUUGGGAAACUCUCAUCUCCUCCAAUACCGAAUUUCCCUCCUUCGCUCAGUUGAUGGAGUUCCUCCAAUCUCGCUCCAGAGCUCUAGAAUGGACUGAGUCCAACCAGAGACAGUCAUCUCAAGAAUCCUCUCGCUCUCACCUCAAGUAA
This is a messenger RNA of Coccinella septempunctata (seven-spotted ladybird), 1086 nucleotides long. RefSeq lists its product as uncharacterized. The record is from RefSeq and is a predicted model, not a curated record. Lineage: Eukaryota; Metazoa; Arthropoda; Insecta; Coleoptera; Coccinellidae. The coding region runs from base 1 to 1086 and encodes 361 amino acids. The transcript has a single exon.